Messenger RNA from Cladophialophora carrionii CBS 160.54, 474 nucleotides. RefSeq lists its product as uncharacterized. The record is from RefSeq and is a predicted model, not a curated record. The coding region runs from base 1 to 474 and encodes 157 amino acids. Gene Ontology annotation, cellular component: nucleolus. NCBI's taxonomy places the organism in Eukaryota, Fungi, Ascomycota, Eurotiomycetes, Chaetothyriales, Herpotrichiellaceae. The transcript is spliced from 2 exons.
AUGGCGCCAAAUGAGUACUCUUCAGUCGGGUCCGGCAAGCUCAAACUCAAAGGCGUGAAGGACUCGAAGAUCGACAAGAAAAAGAAAAAGAAGGCACCGUCGUCGUCGCAGCCCAAUGAAGGUGGAGAAGCCGCUGUGGGGGAAGCCACCACGGAUGGGUUUAAUGAUCGAUCUGUCAUGUUGAAGAAAUUGGAGGAAGAAGACGAGGCGAUGGCGAACGAGGAGGGACGGAGUUUGCAGAAGCAGAGAGGCGAGAGGCCGGCCGAUAGCGAGGCAGGGCGAAGAGAAGAAGAGCGAGGAGGCGUGAUGAAGACGGAGGCGGAACGGCGGUAUGAAGAGCAACGACGAAAAAGGCUCGAGGAACGGCUCAAACGAGAAGGGGUCAAGACGCACAAGGAGCGGGUGGAGGAGCUCAACAAAUACCUCAGCUCCCUGAGCGAACAUCACGACAUGCCGAGAAUCGGGCCGGGAUAA